Molecule: messenger RNA, 1545 nt
Organism: Penicillium verhagenii
Lineage: Eukaryota; Fungi; Ascomycota; Eurotiomycetes; Eurotiales; Aspergillaceae
Product: IucC family-domain-containing protein
Exons: 3
Coding region: 1-1545 (514 amino acids)
Biological process (GO): siderophore biosynthetic process
Source: RefSeq, a predicted model, not a curated record
AUGUCGGUAAUCCUUGGAGAGCAUCUGGCUUCAGCCAGAGAAAAUAACUUGCCGGCAUCAAUUAUGGACGACGAGAAAGCUGCGCAGUAUUUGGAGACUCUCAAUACAGCAGCAGCUCUUGGGACCUCUAUGUCCACUAGACGACGAGCGCACUUCGAGACAACCAAGCGAGUGCUUGCCGCUGCAGUGAACGAGCGUCUGGCCAUCGGAACUGUCGAUACAUCUGCAAACCUCAGUUUGCUGUUGCGUGCGCCUACUUCCCCAGGUGAAGCUGGGUAUGAUGACACUUGGAUUAAGUGUGGUAUCCGUGCCAAUGCCUACUUCGAGAAGGACGGUCUCAGAGCCAUUGGAUUUGUGCGGGCUGAAGACUUGCUCAACCCCGUGCUAACCGGGAACGCAACGAGCGAGGCAGUUGAGGAGCUCGAUCCGACAGUGCUGGCCCGCGUCAUCUGCCGUUGGAACCCUGUACUGGCUCAAAAUGACGGUGGAGAGUCGUUGAUAAAAGAAUUGCAAAAUGCCACCGACAAUCAGAUCGGGGUUCCUCAGGACCCCGAGCAACCUGAUCAGAUUAUCGUGCCGUGCUUCACUCGUCAGCUGCCAAGUAUCAUGCCCUUCUUCCCUGAAGCGCGUCUUCUUAAAAGUGUUCCAGACUGCUGCCGCGCACAAAUAUCAAUGCGGAGUAUCUCAUUCAUGCCAAAAAUUGGCUUUCCAGAUCACCUCAAGCUGUCGCUAAAUGUUCAAAUCACCUCUGGUCUGAGGAACGUCAGACCCUGGGGCGCGGUUCUGGGUCCUGCACUUGGCAAAUUGCUCCCGAAUCUGCUUCCCCCUGAUCUUUGGUGGUUUGCAGAGCCUGCAUCCAUCACGGGCGCGCAACAGGACUUGCAUAAAGCAGGCCAAAUAUCAUGCGUCAUCCGACAACUUCCAGAACAGCUGGCUAAGACCCCCGAGGAAGUCAUUAUUCCCGGUGCUGGGCUAUUACAGAAGCCCUUCAACGAGGAUCAAUCGUAUAUGGAGAUCUUGUUUGGCCUUGAUGACUUGAAGAAAAAGCAAGAUUGGUUUAGAAAGUACACUAUGCUAUUAUUCUCCACUGUUCUGCCUCCCUUGGUUCGUUACGGAAUUGGUUUUGAAAGCCACCUUCAAAACGUCGCCGUCCGUGUCAAUGUCACAAGAAAAGAGGUAACAGGGUUUGCUGUCCGAGAUUUCGAAGGAACUAGAAUUCAUUACCCUACAUUCCUGCGCUCUGGAUAUAAUCUCAGUGAAGUCCCCGCAGGCUCCCCCAAUCUUGCCGAUAACCUCCGCUCCCCUUGGAAUAAAGUGCAUCAUUCCCUCAUUCAGGAUCAUGUGGGCCCUCUCUUGCACGUCUUAGACUUGGAGUCUCAAGGAGGCUGGGCGAUUGUUCAGGAGGAGCUGGAAAGAGUAUUGGAUCCCUCUGGAGACCCCGAGGGAAAGGCCUUAUAUGAUUUUAUGACUGAAGAGACAAUGCCCAUCCCGGGUUUUAUGGGGAUGCGGUUGAUUGGGCGCUAUGUUGAGGUAAGUCUCCAAUGA